Molecule: messenger RNA, 4331 nt
Organism: Chlamydomonas reinhardtii
Lineage: Eukaryota; Viridiplantae; Chlorophyta; Chlorophyceae; Chlamydomonadales; Chlamydomonadaceae
Exons: 23
Coding region: 95-3622 (1175 amino acids)
Biological process (GO): thiamine biosynthetic process
Cellular component (GO): cytosol
Molecular function (GO): phosphomethylpyrimidine kinase activity; hydroxymethylpyrimidine kinase activity; thiamine-phosphate diphosphorylase activity
Source: RefSeq, a predicted model, not a curated record
GUUUUUGAGCAGGCGAGCUUAUCGCCGUGUGCCAAGAGGGCAAAGUGCUAUUCCUGCCACGCUUCCACAAUUAUUUAGGCGGCAGCCCAGCCCGAUGGCAACCUAUCCAGCAGCGGGACUGCCCGCAACGGACGGCUUGGCGAAGGAGCUGUGGGACAAUGUCCAGCACGAGGUGUUCAUGUCGCUCCAUGACCCGUUUGUACAGGGAAUGGCACAGGGCACGCUCGACAAGCGGGCAUUCCAGCACUACGUGGCACAGGACGCCUACUUCCUGCACUACUUCGCGCGCGCCUACGGCAUCGCGCUCAGCAAGGCGCUGGCGCUGGACGAGCAGACGUUUGAGGACCUGACGGGGCUGCUGCGCGGCGUGCACGAGGAGCUGCAGCUGCACGGCAGCUACGCCGCAAAGUGGGGAGUGGACAUGACGGUUGCGGGCACCCGCCCCAGCGCCGCCACCAAGGCCUACACCGACUUCCUGAUGGACGUGGCGGACGCGGGCGGACAGGACGGCAGCGUUGCCGAGAUCCUGGCGGCCAUGCUGCCGUGCGCCCGCCUGUACGGCUUCCUGGGGGCGGCGCUGGCGGGCGCACACGGCCCGCAGGCGCCUGAUCAGGCGCCGCCGUGCCACGACUACUGGGAGUGGGUCAAGACCUACUCCUCCCAGGAGUACCUGUCGGUGCCGGGUCUGAAGGAGCGCAUGUUCGAGCGCCUGGCGGGCAAGGGCGCAGACAAGGCCAAGCUGCUGGCGCUGUACCGGCGCGCCAUGCAGCUGGAGGCGGAGUUCUUCGCGGCGCAGCCCUACAGCCCCCCGCCGCGCCGCUUCUCGGCCCUGGUGGUGGACUUUGACGAGACGUGCACCGCCCGCGACACCAUCGGCGGCCUCAUGCGGCUGGCGGCGGCGGCGGCGGGGCAGCCGGGCCGCGCUACUGCCGGCGACGCGGCCUGGGUGUCUGCCACGUCAGCCCGGCUGGCGGACGCCUACGUUGCGGCUCAGGGGGAGCUGCUGGGGAGGCUGCUGCCCGAGGGGGCCCCUGACGCAACCUGCUACGACGCCGCCGGUCUGGAGGCGCUGCUGGCGGCGCUGUCGGACUUUGACGCCGCCAUGAACGGACCCGUGGAGGAGUGCGGCAUCCUGAGGGGCUCAACAGCUGCCGAGGUGGCGGCGGCGGGUGCGGGGCUGCAGCUGCGGCCGCAGUGUCGGGAGGUGCUGGCGGGGGCACUGGGCCGAGGCAUCCCCGUGCACGUGCUGUCAGUCAACUGGUCCGACGUGUAUGUGGGCGCGGCCCUGUCGGCCGCCGCCGGCAGUAGCAGUAGCAGCAGCAGCGGCAGUAGCAGUGGGGCGCUGCCGGUGCGGCUGGCGGGCGAGGGGGAGGCGGCGGCUGCGGCUGCGGCGGCUGCUGGGCCGGCGGCGGUGGAGUUGCUGUGCAACAGCCUGCAGCUCGACGGCUCCGGCCUCACCACCGGCGCGCUGACCAAGCGCGUGCAGAGUGCCCGCGACAAGCGCGCCGCGCUGGCGGAGCUGCGAGCACGCCUUCCUGCAGCUUCCACAGCGGCGGCAGCGGCAGAUGGAUCCACGGAUUCUGGAUCCAGCAGCAACCCGGCGGCGCUGGUGUACGUGGGCGACUCCACGUCCGACCUGGGCGCGAUGCUGGAUUCGGAUUUCGGAGUCGUAAUCGGAUCCAACGCGCUGCUGCGGCGCGUGUGCCGGCGCUUCGGGGUCCGGAUCCUGCCGCUGGCGGCGGCGCCGCUGGAUCCGCGCCGCGUGCCGGCGGGCACGUUGUACGAGGCGGUUGGCGGUUGGGCCGAGAUCCGCGCCUUCCUGUUUGGAGUGGAGCGGCCCGGGGAGGCGGCGGCGGCGGUUGGCGGCUCUGCCGCCGUGGCGGCGGUUGGCACGGCGGUUGGUACGGCGGCGGUUGGUACGGGCGGUGGCAGCGCGUCCCUGCCGCGCGUGCUGAGCAUCGCUGGGUCGGACUCGGGCGGCGGCGCCGGCAUCCAGGCUGACAUCAAGGCGAUCCUGUCCCGCGGCGGCUUCGCCAUGACCGCCCUGACGGCGCUGACAGCACAAAACACACACGGCGUGUCGGCCGUACACCCCGUGCCCCCCGACUUCCUGCGGCGGCAGAUUGACGCCGUACUGGGCGACCUUGGCGCGGACGCGGUGAAGACGGGCAUGCUGCCCAACGCCGAGUGCGUGGCGGUGGUGGCGGAGGCGGUGCGGCAGUACCGCGGCGCCGGGCACGCGCUGCCGCUGGUCGUGGACCCCGUGCUGGUGAGCACCAGCGGCCACGCCCUGGCGGAGGGCGGCGCGGCGGCGGCGCUGCUGCGGCAGCUCAUCCCGCUGGCCAGCCUGGUGACGCCCAACCUACCAGAGGCGCAGGCGCUGCUGGGCGGCGAGCAGAUUGUGGACGUGGAGGGCAUGCGGCGGGCGGCCCAGCAGCUGCAGGCCAUGACCGGCUGCGCCGCGGUCCUGGUCAAGGGCGGCCACCUGCGCCCGCCGCCGCCGCCGCCGCAGCCAACCGCCAACAGCAACGGCCAUGAUGGCGCCGCUGGAUCCGGGAUUUUGGAUCCUGUGGCCGAGUCCGUGGACGUGCUGUAUGAUGGAUCCACGCUGCACGAGUUCCGCGGCCCCUGGAUCCACACAGCCAACACGCACGGCACGGGCUGCACGCUGGCCUCCGCCAUCGCUGCCGAGCUGGCCAAGGGCCUGCCGCUGCUGCCCGCCGUGGCCGCCGCCCGCGCCGCCCUGCUGGAGGCCCUGCGCGCCUCCGCGCCGCUGGCCCUGGGCUCCGGCGUGCAGCGCCCCUUCCACCACCUCCACAUGCUGCCCGUGCUGGCGCCCGCGCCCGCGCCCGCAGCAGCGUCUGCGGCGGCGGCGGCGGCGACUGCCGGCGUGUCCAUCGCGCCGCCUGCGGCGCCGGGGGCGGGGUCGGGGGCGGGGUCGGGGGCGCUGGGCCGUGUGGAUCUGGGUUUGCUGACGCGGCAGCUGCGGCUGUAUGCGGUGACCGACCCGCACUGCAACCAGAAGGCCGGCAGGAGCCUGCUGGAGGCUGUGACGGCGGCGGUGCGCGGCGGCGCCACCAUCCUGCAGAUCCGGGAGAAGGACAUUGACGGCGGAGACUUCUUUACGGAGGCGGCGGCGGCACUCAAGGUGUGCCGGGCGUACGGCGUGCCGCUCAUCAUCAACGACCGCGUGGACGUGGCCCUGGCGGUGGGGGCGGAGGGCGUGCACGUGGGGCAGUCCGACCUGCCGGCAGCGGUGGUGCGGGCCAUGAUCGGCCCAUCCCGCAUCCUGGGUGUGUCCGUCAAGACGCCCGAGCAAGCCGCCGCCGCCCGGGCCGCCGGUGCCGACUACCUGGGGGCGGGGGCGGUGCUGCCCACCGGCACCAAGGACACGGACGUGAUCGGACUGGGCGGCCUGGAGGCGGUGGCGGCCGCCGCGGCGCCGCUGCCCAUCGUGGCCAUUGGCGGCGUGUCAGCCGCCAACGCGGGAGACUGCGUCAACGCCGGCUGCGCGGGCAUUGCGGUGGUUUCAGCCAUCUUCGCACAGGCCGACGCGGAGGGCGCGGCGCGGUCGCUGCUGGCGGCGGUGGAUGAGGCACUGGCGACGAAGCAGAAGCGCUAGAGGAGGGAGUGCUGGCGGCAAGAGGAGGGAGUGCUGGCGGCAAGAAGAAGAAGCGCUGGGAAGUCUGACCGGGGGUUGGGGGGCUGUCAGGCGACCCGGCACCAUUGCCUGAGGGCUGGCCAGAAUACAAUGGCUGUGGGAGUGCUGGCAUGUGCAGCGUGUGAGUGUGUGUGUGGGUUUGGGGAUUGGGGGAUGAAGAGUGCUACAAGAGGUGGAGGUUGAAUGGUGGCGGUCACCGCUUGGGAUUCGGGGGGUGGCGCGUGUCCAUGCGAGUGUGUGCCAUGCCAGAGUGUGCACGGCAGUGGAACACACGUUCGAGCGGAUUAUGCGUGCUAUUGUGGUGACGCCUUGCUUUAACGGGGAGCAAAGCAGCUUAGGCCCGUAUGUGAUCAGCCACUAGGGUAGCACGAGGAUGAGACGCAGGUGUGGUUCUUUUGGCUUGGUGGUCGCGCUGUGUGUGAGCUCGGCCAACAAGCCAAGGCCACCGGUGAGACUUGGUCUUGGUGUGGGCAGCGGUGGACAGGGAGGGACUGGGUAGACGCCUGCGGCACACGCAACCGUGCGCGACAGCGCAGCCGUGCGGGCGAGCGAGUACUAAAGAGCAACAAUUAUCAUUUGCUGCUGGACAGGUUGCGCGACACUAGUCCGCUGAGUAGCCGUCAGUUGGCGCCAGGUCGCAUGCAAUGGGAUUCGGAUUUCAAAGGCUUUU